CCCAAGAGAUUCAAAGUCCAAGAUGGCAUGCCUCAAGGACCAGCUGAUUGUGAAUCUUCUUAAGGAAGAGCAGCCCCCCACCCAGAACAAGAUAACAACUGUUGGUGUUGGUGCUGUUGGCAUGGCUUGUGCCAUCAGUAUCUUAAUGAAGGAUUUGGCAGAUGAGCUUGCCCUUAUUGACAUCACGGAAGACAAGCUGAAGGGAGAAAUAAUGGACCUCCAGCAUUUCAGCCUCUUCCUGAGAACACCAAAAUUUGUCUCAGGCAAAGACUAUAGUGUGACUGCAAACUCCAAGCUGGCCAUCAUCACAGCGAGAACCCGUCAGCAAGAGGGAGAGAGCCGACUCAAUUUGGUCCAGCGAAACAUGAACAUCUUCAAGUUCAUCAUUCCCAACAUCGUCAAGUACAGUCCCAACUGCAAGCUGCUCAUCAUGUCCAACCCAGUGGAUAUCUUGACCUAUGUGGUUUGGAAAAUAAGUGUUUUCCCCAAAAACCAAGUUAUUGGAAGUGGUUGCAAUCUGGACUCUGCUCGGUUCCACUACCUGCUGGGAGAAAGGCUGGGCAUCCACCUGCUGAGCUGCCACGGGUGGGUCCUGGGAGAGCACGGAGACUCCAGUGUGCCCGUGUGGAGUGGCGUCAAUGUUGCCGGCGUCUCUCUGAGGACUCUGAACCCAGCACUGGGCAUCGAUGCAGACAAAGACCACAAGCAGGUCGUGGACAGUGCCUACGAGGUGAUCAAACUGAAGGGUUACACGUCUUGGGCCAUCAGCCUGUCUGUGACAAACUUGGCUGAGAGCAUCAUGAAGAAUCUCAAGUGGGCGCGUGCCAUCUCCACCAUGAUUAAGGGUCUCUAUGGGAUCCAGGAAGAUGUCUUCCUCAGUGUCCCUUGUGUCCUGGGACAAACUGGAAUCUCAAAUGUUGUGAAGGUGUCUCUGACUCCCGAGGAGGAGGCCCACCUAAAGAAGAGUGCUGACACCCUCUGGGGUAUCCAGAAAGAGCUGCAGUUCUAA
Messenger RNA from Acomys russatus (golden spiny mouse), 1009 nucleotides. RefSeq names its product L-lactate dehydrogenase A chain-like. Gene Ontology annotation, cellular component: cytoplasm. Gene Ontology annotation, molecular function: L-lactate dehydrogenase (NAD+) activity. NCBI's taxonomy places the organism in Eukaryota, Metazoa, Chordata, Mammalia, Rodentia, Muridae. The record is from RefSeq and is a predicted model, not a curated record. Gene Ontology annotation, biological process: carboxylic acid metabolic process.